Brenthis ino (lesser marbled fritillary) is the source of this 585-nucleotide messenger RNA. The record is from the annotation of a GenBank genome assembly. Lineage: Eukaryota; Metazoa; Arthropoda; Insecta; Lepidoptera; Nymphalidae.
AUGUCAGUCAAUGGAAAUAUGUCAGUAAAUGACGAUAAGACGAAGAAUUAUAGUGUAACAGCUGGUAGGGAAGAUGGAGGAAAUUCCGUAUCAGCGACUGCGUUUGUUAGUGGGUACAGAGAUACACCUGAUCCAACAAAACUCAAUGCUCCACCCUAUAAUGUUGCGGGAGUUAGCCUAAAUGCUGCUCAUGAAAAUGGUCAUGCAGUUGGCCUGAAAGCUCAGCAUAUUCCGACGUUUGGCAAUCAAGUUACAGCCUCAAGUAACGUCAAUGUUAUUAAAAUUGAUAACCAUAGGUUUGAUGUAAACGCGCACAGUACGGCCAACUUUCCCAAAAACUCGCCCAAUUUCAUGACUCAUGGUGCUGGAGCGGAAUAUAUGUUUAAGGAGAAAGUCGGCGCAAACGCAUCUGUAUCUCAUACUCCGAUGUUUAAACAAACCGACUACUCAGUAGGCGGAUCUUUGAACUUACAUAAAACUCCUACAUCUUCUCUCGACUUCAACGUUGGGGCUAACAAAACUGUCACACCGUUCCAUAAUGGAAAUUGGAAUAAGGGCGGUGGAUUUAUUUUUACGAAGAAAUUU